AUGAACUACAUUAGACAUCAGCCCUUGGAUUUGUUGAGUUAUAUCGACGAGGAUAUAUCUGGUUCUGAAAAAAUAAACAUCCAGUCAAUCAUUGAUAAAGAACUACUGACCAUAAAGGUUAAAAAAUAUCAUCCCAAGUUGGAAUCAAUCCUAGAAGAACCCUUUCAUUACAAUAAUCAAACUACUCAUAAUAAUACCAAUACCAAUACCAAUACCAAUACUAAUGCUAAUGCUGCUAUUAACUCAACCAUUCUAAAUGACAUUAAGCGUUUGGAAUCAAAAUACCACGAUAAAAUCUACAACGGUGACACCAAUUUCGAUAACAUAGACAUCCCUCUAGAAUCUGGAAUUGAUUUGAAUAGAUACCAAGUAUUUUUCGAUGAAUCUUCUGGUAAUGUCGAUUUCACCAAAUUAUACACAUCACUAGCAUAUUCAAUCAAUCGCUUGGAUGCUUUAAAAGUAUCUUUAUCCUUCAUCAACCAUGAAAAAAAAUUUUGGGACUCAAAUAAUAACUACAAUCAAUAUCUAAUAAACAACAAUCUCAAUCACCAAAUUUCCAAAAAAAGAAAAUCAAUCGAUUCCAUCAAUUCAGAAAGAAAAAGAAUUCAACUAGAGAAAAAACCAGUAUUUGAUUAUUUACAAAAUAAAUUUAAUGAUGAUAUAAAUCACAAAAUAAACAAUAUAUGCAUCAAAAAUAAUUAUAUCAACCCCAACAAAAAACUAACUAAUAACGCUUAA
Molecule: messenger RNA, 738 nt
Organism: Ascoidea rubescens DSM 1968
Lineage: Eukaryota; Fungi; Ascomycota; Saccharomycetes; Ascoideales; Ascoideaceae
Exons: 2
Coding region: 1-738 (245 amino acids)
Biological process (GO): mRNA processing
Source: RefSeq, a predicted model, not a curated record